AUGGACGACAUUGAGAUGACGCCGGUGCCGGCUGUAUCUGGCCAUUCUGGCUCCUACUCAUGGCCGACAUCGAUUCCGUCUCGUCUUCAAGAACAACAUCAGGAUGUCAAGAACAAAAAUCCCGGUAUAAAUGUACUGCUCCUCAAAAACACUGCUGUAGCGCGAAAGGUUGGCGACGAGCCUCGAGUCUACAGAUACUACAUGGGCACGAAGGGAUCCGGUGAACAGCUCGACACACACUUCUACCCUAAUCAAGGCAAGUUCAUUGUCGGAGAGAAAGCUCAUUCUGGAGGGCUCCUAGCCGCAGUUUGGUCAGGUUCCCCUGGUUUACCACAUCCUGUCAUACUCGCAAAGUCGCCUACCCAAAACAAGACGAAAAGCUUAUUCAGGCCCCUCUGGAAUGGCGACUACAUGUCAGACAAUUUCGAUAUCGAAAGGAUCUGUGAGCCCGAAGCAGCUAGAGAGACGGUCAUUGCUACCCCAAAAGCCCAGGCUGCAAGCAUUUCCAAAGGUGUAGCCGGUAUCAUUGCAAUUAACGAGCAUCAGUCGGACGUAGUGGAAACUUCGCAACACCGGGAUCCCAAUAGCCGCGAUCGAGGCUCCGUCGACGGUACUGGCCAGUCUUCGAGACAAGAUGAGCGUCCUGCAAAGCGCCUCAAGACCAGCGGCCACGGAGCAAGCCGGGCAUGCGUAGCUUGUGUUGAGUCAGAGCUGGAGUGCGAAGACGAGCAUCCUUGCCAACACUGUGUCAUGGGUGGUCUUGCGUGCACGGUCAGCCAGCCUGCACCGAGUGCGGUCUACAAUCAUAAUCGCACUGGAUCCUCUGCACAAGACUUCGAGCCUGCCGGAGAUCCUCAGGAUGAGCCAGAGGCCACUGCAAUGCUCAUUAAUGACAACGACGACGCAGGCGUCGAAAGCGAAUCUGAUAUCUGGGAGCUUGUCAAUCGGGUCAAGAGAAAGCACAACUCACAACGACGGACAUCGUUCACGCGCGAGGAUUGGUCAUCAUCGCCGGUAGCCUCGCCUCAGCUCGCUCCAUCGGUUCCACGGCAAGUGCAGGGAGAGACGAGGCAAGGACCUACAGCGACAAUCGACAGCGAAGAUACUGUCUUGCAUAGUGACACCGUCGUCGUCGAUGUCCCAGAGUCCGAGAGAGAAGACAUUGCCAAUCAAGUGUCGGCUACCCAGCAGCAUCAAAUGUCCAUGGUAGCCUUGGUCAACAAUCGUGAGUUUCACAGUCACCCAAAGGAACUUGGGGAUGGUCAUUCGUUCCAGCUCCAACAGACCGCAGGUGAAGGCGAUUCGGGGCUUGAUGAAGUUUCAGACGUCCACGAAGAUGACAUUUCGGUUGACUCCGAUAUUGAUUUCCACGAAGAAGAGGUGACUGCACCAACCGUGCCUGACACUGCGCGCAAAUCGAUCCAGGUACAGCGAUAUCGCCUGGCGCGCCUCGCAACUCACGGCGUGUUGCUUAAGCCUGAUUGCCAUGAUCUUGUGAUCGAUGGAGCAGACAAAACUAUCUGGGUCAGUACUACCCACAAUGAAGUCGACUUCGAUCUUGUGAAGGGCCCGUCGAGGAUUGACAACAUUAUUGUUGUUAAGCACAGCUCAGGUUCUGUACCAAUAGUGGAAAUCAAGUUCCGUGGCGGUCGCGAUAUAGAUCUCAUGUUUGAGUUGCAUAGUCGCGAAGCAGUCUUUCACAUGGUGUCGACACUACAGGCCAUAGAUCAGACACUAAGUGUGUCCACCAAGGGCAGCGAGCACUUGGAAACGCUCUUCCAGCUUGCGUUGCAAACCGCGACAUCUGGGAGGCCAUCAGCCAUUCCUGGCAGCGUUACAAGAGAACAUGGAUCGGUGGCUCGGGAUAACAAGACACCGGCCCAAAGCGCGCAAACCUCCUUCGCCAAUGCGAUGGUCCAGACAGCAAAGCCGAUGCCCGUCGCUAUGGCAGGCGAGACUACGUCGGAACUGCCACCGAGCCCUAACAUCCUGGGUCCUCCACCCCUAUCCGACGCCCGCAACGAUCCACCCGUGCUUUUAAACAUGUCUAACAUCGAGGUCGAAGUCUCCCUGAAGGAAGGAAAGCCUCCUUUCACGAUGCGCUGGCACGAACUGAAUGAAGAGCGGUGGCAGAUUGUGCUGGGAACAGCGCUCUCAUCAGACAACGACGAGGAGAUCGGCCCUGUGGAAGCGGUGGUGACUGAUCAAGAUCCCACCAACGGCUUGAGGCAAAACCGCACCGCUACGCAGAGCUGCUCCGGGCUUUACACAAGCUUCGGGGAGUUCAGUGCCGAUGUUGCGAGAUCCUUGGGGGCAUGCUCGCCAAGAAGGGUGAAGGUGAAAUAG
Molecule: messenger RNA, 2346 nt
Organism: Cyphellophora attinorum
Lineage: Eukaryota; Fungi; Ascomycota; Eurotiomycetes; Chaetothyriales; Cyphellophoraceae
Exons: 1
Coding region: 1-2346 (781 amino acids)
Biological process (GO): regulation of DNA-templated transcription
Molecular function (GO): DNA-binding transcription factor activity, RNA polymerase II-specific; zinc ion binding
Source: RefSeq, a predicted model, not a curated record